Messenger RNA from Symbiodinium pilosum, 1089 nucleotides. The record is from the annotation of a GenBank genome assembly. Lineage: Eukaryota; Dinophyceae; Suessiales; Symbiodiniaceae.
AUGACGCGAAAGAGGUCAGGAGGAGCUGCCCUCGCAAUCGCAGCAGGGCCAGUUGCACCAGGGGGCACAAUACGUGCGGGUGUGCACGCGCCUAUUCGUGCUGGAGGACUGGCACCAGUAAAAGCUAUUCACAUUCCUCCGGUACGCGGCGGAGGGCAAGCACUGCCAUCACCCAUACGUGCGGGAGGACAGGCGCCCAUGCGUGGACAUGCAGCAACGCGCUCUGCAGCGAGAAUGCAAGACGUGCCUGUGUGGGAAGAGUUCGAAGAUGUAGCAGGGCAGUUGCACGGCAGUGUGCUCGACUUGUCCGUGUCCACGGCCGAUCUACUGAAGGUUUGGCAGGAGGUCUUGCGCCAUCGUCACCGUUGGCAGCAACUCGAUGAAGACGGCCGACUCGAGUGGCCUCAAGCUCCUGGGGCAGGGGAUGGAUAUGAACAGGUGCCGGCGGCAUGGGCCGGGCGUCAUUUGUCACCUGCGCCACCUGCAGGGAAUGGACGCGCACGUGAGUUUUCCCAGCCUCCAGCAGAUGACCUUGGUGCAAAUGAAAACUGGAAAGGUAGGCUCCAGCAGGCGUAUACCAAGCAGUUGCGAGUCGGCACCUUGCAGAAGGACGAGAUUGCUUACACAGUAGAGCCAGAUGGACCUGGCUUCAUCGCAACUGUGCAAGCACCUGGGUUGAGCUCCACCUUCACGGGUGAAGUGUGCACCUCCAAGAAGCAAGCAGAACAUUCGGCAGCAAUGGCCGCCAUUUGCUCGGACUUCCCAGGCUAUGCAGAGCCCACUCCCAUACCAAAGCCCUCGCGUGCCCCCCCAAGCGGCAAGGGUCCUGGACCCGCCGCUCCCGAACCAAUGCACCCCAAGAGCGUGUUGAACGGGCUGCUAAAGCUUGUGGUGGGCAAAGAGAUCACCAGGGAGGACAUCGAGUACCAGGUCGAAGCGUUGGAGGAGGGCGACCAGCCGCCGGCCUGGGUCUGCAACGUCCGCUUAGUGGCCUACAACGACCAUGUCUUUCAGGGAGAAACGGUGCAUAGCAGGAAAUUGGCGGAGCAAAGUGCUGCAGAGGCGGUUGCUUCGUGUCAUGCGACUUAG